Molecule: messenger RNA, 1218 nt
Organism: Salvelinus namaycush (lake trout)
Lineage: Eukaryota; Metazoa; Chordata; Actinopteri; Salmoniformes; Salmonidae
Product: magnesium transporter NIPA2-like
Exons: 7
Coding region: 1-1218 (405 amino acids)
Biological process (GO): magnesium ion transport
Cellular component (GO): membrane
Molecular function (GO): magnesium ion transmembrane transporter activity
Source: RefSeq, a predicted model, not a curated record
AUGCAAGAUCUUAAUUUAUCUGAGGAGUCAUGCCAAAACGGUUCCAUAAUAAGGCUGCUGUGUCUGUCAAAGACUGCUGCUGCUGUGUGUAUAGUCAAUGGGGACACAGGCCUACUUAACACCUCAUUCACUGACAAUCACAAUGCCACUGAGACAGGGCUAUCAGCUGUCGGCAACAAGUGGAACAGCUAUAACUUCUGGAUUUGUUUGACCCUGGCGGUGCUGUCUGCCUUCCUGAUUGAAGGAAGUGUGAUGCUGAAGAAAAAGGCUCUGCUUCGUCUAGCCUAUUUUUUUGCUCCUUUGCACCCCAGUGAAGGUGGUCAUGGAUAUUUAAAGGACUGGCUAUGGUGGGGUGGCCUUCUAACCAUGGGUGCCGGCAAAGCGGCCAACUUUGCAGCAUACAUGUUUGCCCCAGCUACUGUGGUGAUUCCUUUUGGUACACUGAGUGUCCUUAUCAGUGCAGUGCUUUCCUCCUACCUGUUGGGGGAGACUCUAAAUCUGUUUGGGAAGCUGGGCUGUGUGCUCAGCGUACUGGGCAGCAUCCUCAUGGUGAUCCACGCACCCGAAGAAGAGGAAGUGACAACCCUGCACCAGAUGACUGACAAACUGCUUGACCCAGGCUUCCUUGUGUUUGCCAGUAUCCUGCUGGUGGCCUGCCUGCUGCUUAUCUUCUACUUCUCCCCCCGUGUGGGCCAGACCAACAUUCUGGUCUACAUCGGCAUCUGUUGCCUGCUGGGGGCCUUCACCGUCUCCUCCGUUAAGGGCCUGGGCAUUGCCAUCCGCACAGUGCUCUCUGACCCAGCCGUGGUGCGCCACCCGCUGACCUGGAUCCUGCUGGCCUCCUUGGUGAGUUCCAUCGUCAUCCAGGUCAACUACCUGAACAAAUCGCUGCACACCUUCAACACACUACUAGUCUACCCCAUCUACUACGUGUGCGUUACCACCAUCGUGCUCACCACCUCCAUCAUCCUAUUUCAAGAGUGGGGGACCAUGUCUGGGGUAGACAUGGUAUGCACUAUGGGUGGCAUCUUGGUCAUCAUCCUGGGGAUGGCCAUGCUGCACCUGUUCAAAGACAUCCAUGUCACCCUGGAGGGCCUGACCAGCAGCAUGUGUCAGCUGCUGGAGGAGAAACAGGAAGACAAACACAUCCUCAUUGAGGAAAUGGAGAGCCUGCCUCCCAUGAGAGAAGACGCAACCAUGGUCUUCAUCAUCAGCUGA